Molecule: messenger RNA, 1106 nt
Organism: Mastomys coucha (southern multimammate mouse)
Lineage: Eukaryota; Metazoa; Chordata; Mammalia; Rodentia; Muridae
Gene: Irak1bp1
Product: interleukin 1 receptor associated kinase 1 binding protein 1
Exons: 4
Coding region: 61-840 (259 amino acids)
Biological process (GO): immune response; canonical NF-kappaB signal transduction
Source: RefSeq, a predicted model, not a curated record
GCCAAACGUCACUCCCCGCCAUCAACCCGGCGUUGCUAUGGCAACGCGAUUGCCCCAGCUAUGUCGCUGCAACCCGCCCCUGCAUCGCGGGUGUUCAUGGAACUGGUUCCCUGGGCUGACCGGGGCCGGGAAAACCACCCGAUCUCGGCCGCAGAGGUGCAAUCGAUCGGCUGCCGCCCCCACGUCGCGCAGGCCCCCCAGGGAGCCCGCGAGGUCCACGUGAGCGGCGCUGCCGAAGUGUCCGCCUGCCCCGACCGGGCGCUGGUGACCGUGCGGGUGAGCAGCACCAAGGAGGUGUCGGCCGAGGCCAAGAAGAGUGUGUGCCGCCGCCUGGACUACAUCACGCAGAGCCUCCAGCAGCAGGGUUUGCCGGCAGAAAAUGUAACUGUGACAAAGGAUAUUAGAAGAGUAGAAAAUGCAUAUUACAUGGAAGCUGAGGUCUGCAUUACAUUUACUGAAUUUGGAAAAAUGCAAAAUAUUUGUAACUUUCUGGUUGAAAAACUAGAUAGCUCUGUUGUCAUCAGCCCACCUGAGUUCUAUCACACACCAGGUUCUAUUGAGAAUCUUCGGCGGCAGGCCUGUCUGGUUGCUGUUGAGAAUGCGUGGCGCAAAGCUCAAGAAGUCUGCAACCUCGUUGGCCAAACUCUGGGAAAACCUUUACUAAUCAAAGAAGAAGAAACAAAAGACUGGGAAGGCCAAACGGAUGAUCAUCAGUUAUCCAGGUUGCCAGGUUCAUUAACUGUACAACAGAAAAUCAAAAGUGCAACCAUCCAUGCAGCUUCAAAGGUGUUCAUUACUUUUGAGGUAAAAGGAAAAGAGAAGAAAAAAAAGCAUCUUUAAAAUUCUAACUAAAACAUAAUGUAUCUACACUUUUAAAUCUGUUUUUAUACAUUUUACAGUGCUUCUUUCUGUCUCGAACAUACAUGCUGUAUGGUAUACUAAUCCUCAGAAAAAUCUGCAACUUUUUGAAUAUAUUCCACAGGAUAUAUAUGAUCGCUUUCUAUUUUCCCAAACACUCUGAGAAAUGCUGUGAGAAAUAAAUGUAUUAAAACAUACUUUUGUAUGCUGAGAAUUUAUACAUUGAAAAUAAAAUUACAAAAAACCCA